UUCUACCAUCCAUGGUCCAGACCCACCACUAUCUCCCCAAGAUGACUUACUACAGGAGUUUGGGUUACUGUGAUCCAUGCAGCUACAACAAUGCAAGCAAUGGUUACCAACGUUUGUACAUCCAAAUGCUUCCUUCUGAAUAUUACGCAUGUACCCCUUGCUGGAACAUCCAUGGUCACCAAAUCAGUUGUGCCUUCCCUUGGCACAAGAUGAGCUUUAACUAUUGCUCACCUUGCUACAGCUACAACUGUUGCCGUCUUUCCUAUCACUGUUACCCACUUUGCUACAACUUAAGAUCCAAUGACUGCAUCCCUGAGUACAAGUCCACUUCUCCCUGCUAUGGUCCCAAAACAAGGCAUUACUCCCCUUACUACAGCUUCAAGACCAAAGGACGUACCCAUUCUUCCAGCAACAAUCAGCGUACCCAUCUCUAUGGAUCCCCAUCAAGCUGUUACUCCCCUUGUUACAGGACUGAAACCAUAAGAGGUACUCCUUACUAUAGUAGCAAUGAGUGUUCCCCUUGUUAUAGUUCCCCAUCAAGCAGUUCUUGUUACAACUCCACGACCACAACAUGGAGCCCGUGCUAUAGUAGUUAUGAUUCCCCAUCAAGCAGCUGCUCCUCUUGUUAUACCUUCAAGACCCCUUGCUACAACAACCACCAGCGUUCUCCUUGCCACAGAUGCUCCACUCCUUACUACACGUCCGGAUCCAGAUGUAGUCCUGGUUAUACCUUCAGACGGUGCUCUCCUUGCUGUAGUUCGAAGUGCUAUUCCCCUCACUACAAUUCCUCUCACUACCGCUAUAGCCAGUGCUUGUCUUGCUAUAGGUCCAGACGUCACUCCCCUUACUACCUCUUUGGAUCCAGAUGUGGUGCUCCUCUCUGUAGAAACAGCCAUCAUCCCACUUGCGAACGUGCCAGUUACGGAUGUCACUCUCCUUCCCACAGCUCCACAUGCAGCUCCACUCACUCCACGUCUUGUACUUACUCCUUGAAAAGUAGCUCUUACUCCAGUGGAUGCCGAAGAUGCUCUUGCCCGUGGUAACACUCAUCAGAAACAUCUUCAAAAUGGAAAGAAACAACCUGCCCAAUACCAACAAGCAAUCAUCAAGGACUGGAGAUGGCUUUCCGAUACAAUGGAUUUCUGAAGGGUUCCCAAUCCAGCCAAUUAUCCUUUGGACAUCCAGAAGAUCUGAAGGGACUGAGGAACAAUUUCUAAACCUUCACUAGAUGUUCUUCAUUACAGUCCUUAAUGUAGCUCUUACUCCAGUGGAUGCCGAAGAUGCUCUUGCCCGUGGUAACACUCAUCAGAAACACCUUCAAAAUGGAAAGAAGCAACCUGCCCAAUACCAACAAGCAAUCAUCAAAGACUGGAGAUGGCGUUCCGAUACACUGGAUUUCUGAAGGUUUUCCAUUCCAGCCAAUUAUCCUUUGGACAUCCAGAAGAUCUGAAGGGACUGAGGAACAAUUUCUAGACCUUCACUAGAUGUUCUUCAGUACAGUCCUUUUCGUUGUUGUUCACUUGCUCAGUCGCUUCCAACUCUUCAUGAUCUCAUGGACCAUCCUUUAAUUAUAGUCCUUAAUGCAACGAAAUCUUUUAUUUAAUGUCUUGGGCAUCCUGAAGGUCAGGUAGAGUCAAUGUUGGUGGUAGUGAAUGCACUUUGGGUUUUUGAAGGAACUUGAAUGGAUCUGUAUCCAAAAUUAAAGCUGAAACAUGGAGAAAACCCAAUGGUGUAGAUUUC
Anolis sagrei ordinatus is the source of this 1740-nucleotide messenger RNA. RefSeq lists its product as uncharacterized. Lineage: Eukaryota; Metazoa; Chordata; Lepidosauria; Squamata; Anolidae. The record is from RefSeq and is a predicted model, not a curated record.